CUGUCUACUGCUCUUUUUGUGGAAUUCUUGUCCAGUUUUGUUUCUGUAUCUGUAGUGAAGAAAGUUUGCUUAUUUGCGGAAGUUCUUGUGAUUUUCUGUUUAAAAUCAAUAUUUUUAGUGUGAAAGUAUAUUUGUGUGAUUUUUGAGUAUAAUAUUGUAUUGCUGGAUGAUAUCGUUUGUGGGAAAAGUUAACUUCAAUUUAGAAUUUGUGACCUGAAUUGUGCAACUUUACUUUUCAUAGCUGAUGAUUUGACAAUGCAGUUUUCGUAAUUGCUCUGCUACUUCUCUAACUUUUAAAUCUCAGUUGUAGUUUGACAAACAAGAGGACAGGAUUGUAGGAUUGUAACUGGAGUGAUAAGUUGUGAAUGAUGGCGGCCAACAUAUCCUACGGAGCAGAUAGCAAGUUGCCGUUGCUUUUGGUGCACGGAGGUGCGGGGGACAUACCUGAUUCGGGCGUACAGAAAAAGCUGGACGGGGUGCGGAGAGCGGCGCUGGAGGGGCACAGGGUCCUGGAACAGGGAGGGUGUGUGCUGGAGGGGGUGGUGGCGGCUGUCAAGGUCAUGGAGGACCUGGAGGGUUUCAACGCAGGUCGGGGGUCAGUUCUCACGCUGGACGGUAACGUGGAAAUGGAGGCUCAAAUCAUGGAGGGUGCAAACCUGGAUGCCGGGUGUGUCACCUUGCUUACAAACGUGAAGAACCCCAUUGUUGUGGCGAGGUCUGUCAUGGAGAAAACUCCACACACGUUCCUGGGAGGGGAAGGUGCGCAAAAGUUUGCCAAACAAACCGGAGCUGAGUUUGAGGGUGAUGAUUACUUCAAAACACCUGCAGCUGUGUCAGCGUUGGAGAAGUUUAAGCUCGCUAAAAGUGCCACCCCUGGACGCACCGAGAUUGGAGACACUGUGGGUUGUGUGGCUGUUGAUUGUCGGGGUCACACCGCGACGGCGACUUCGACUGGAGGCAUCAACGGGAAGUACCCGGGUCGUAUCGGUGAUACGCCAAUCCUGGGCUCGGGAGGAUACGCGGAUGACACCCUUGCAACAGUGUCAACAACUGGAUACGGAGAGUCGAUAAUGCGUUACAACCUGGCGCAACGCGUUUUGACUGCCGUUGCUUGCGGCAAAAGCGCGCAACAGGCUAGUGAGGAGAGUGUACGCGGGAUGACAGAGAGGGUCGGCAACACUGCUGGUGUCAUCACUCUCACUCCCAAAGGGCAGGUGGGCGUCGCUUUCACAUCCAAGCGUAUGGCCUGGGCUUAUCUGGAAGGCGAUAAGCUGCACUAUGGUAUCGAACAGGGCCAACAUUUGGUCAUGGAUAGGGCUGAUUUCAACAAAGUUUGAUGAAGCAAAAUGAAUCAAUUGAAAUUUAUUCAUAUUAUACUGAAAUUAUUGAAACCCAAUAAGAGUACUUUUAUUUACACUUGGAAAUAGCUCUCGAAGAGUUGGAACUACCUGUGUUGUGAUAAAAUAAAGGGUACUCGAUAACUUGUAUUUCAAUGAUUUAUUGAUGUUACGAUAUUAUUGAUAUCAUAAUAUUAUUGAAAUUAUUAUUUUGAUAUUGAUAUUCGUACAUACAAAUUAAUAGAAAAACAUUUUUCUAUGAAUAUGUAAUUUUUGAAAGAGAAUUAUGUGUAGCACUGCCUAUUUUAUAUUCAUACCUAAUGUGUAUCUAUUGAUUGAGUACUUUAUUUAU
Messenger RNA from Nilaparvata lugens (brown planthopper), 1689 nucleotides. RefSeq names its product probable isoaspartyl peptidase/L-asparaginase GA20639. The transcript has 3 exons. Bases 366 to 1337 code for a protein of 323 amino acids. Lineage: Eukaryota; Metazoa; Arthropoda; Insecta; Hemiptera; Delphacidae. The record is from RefSeq and is a predicted model, not a curated record. Gene Ontology annotation, molecular function: asparaginase activity.